GACUUGGCCCUGCCUAACCCGUCAACCAGGUACCACGUCAGGCGUACAAACGCGCACAAAGCAUUAUGAGGUGCGUUAGACGUAUUGAUUUUACUACUGGCGAAACCACCAGGCCGGGUAACGCGAGUUUGUUGCUACUGUCUUAUUUUGAGACGUUCUUUCGAUGGAGUGCUGUUGGGAAGCAGAGCAUCUUCGGACUCAUCUCCGACCAGAUUGAGUUUGAGGCUAGGAUCGAUCAACGAUAGCGUGGAGUUAUUCCUCUCUCACGCGGAGACCGCCCAUGUAUGACCUCACCAAUGGCCUGUCGUUUGUCGUUGGAGACGCCCAUGGCCAUUGCGCGAGUUCUUGGAUUGGAAAAAAUGGGGGCAUAUUGGCGGUUAACACAUAUCUCUACUCGUACCCAUACAGCGCACUAUGCCAGGACCUGAUCCCAAUGCUCCCGCGGUAGACCCAUCCUCUCGUGCAUACAUCUCACUCAUCACUCGAGGCUCAUAUCUACCCGGACUCGCCCUUCUUAUCCAUACUCUCGACAAGCAGGAGUCGAAACACGCAAUCGUUGUGCAAUACACCGAGUCCUUGGAACCAGAUUGCGUCCAGUGCCUGCGAAAUCUGACAUCCAUUUAUCCCCUGCUUCACACGCAGCGUGUAGAACCACUCGCUUUGCCGAAGGGUCUCAGUCCUAUUGCAGAACGCUUUGACGCCACUUUGACCAAACUCCGAGCAUUCGCACCACUCGACUGCCAGAAAUGGGCCGCGGAACCACCACUAUCACGGAUCCCAGAGGAAGUCUGCUUUCUCGAUGCAGACAUUAUGAUCUUCCGAUCGGUCGAUGAGGUUUUUGACAUUCCGCGUCCGGACUCCAAUUGGAUAACAGCCCACCAUGCGUGCUGCUGCAAUAUCGACUCUGACCCCUGGGCGCCUGCCGAGUGGAAGCCGGAAAACUGCCCGUUGACUCCUCUCCGACAUCCCGAGGCGCUGGAAGCAAAGGUACCGGCUAGCAGUGCCGACGGUGCGCGCGAAACGUACAAGGCGCUCAAUUCCGGGGUGUUUGUUUGCACGCCAUCCAAGGAACUCUGGAGUCGCAUGGACCAUUUCCGUCUGCACGACGAGCGAGUGAAAACAUUCACCUUUCCAGACCAGAACUUCUUGGAUGUCUUCUUUGAGGAUCACUGGGUGCCGAUGCCGUAUACGUUCAACGCUCUCAAAACGCACCGAUACUGGCACGCGGAUGCCUGGCGGGAUGAAGAAGUGCGCGCUCUGCAUUACAUUGUUGACAAGCCGUGGGAGGCACGUGUUGCGGAAGAUGGUACGGCGGGGUAUAAAAGUCGGGAUGGAGAGACGCAUAAUUGGUGGUGGAAGGAGUAUGAUGCUUGGGAGAAGCGAAUGAAGAAGGAUGGACAGCAGAGCGUGCUGGAGUGUGUACAGAAAUACAUGUGCGUGGACUCUGGGCUCGGAAAGACUCGAUUCCAGGGGGAGUGAAUUACUCCGCAUCGCAACAGUAUUUAGAUGAAUAUGUAUCGAGAUCUCCAGUGUG
Molecule: messenger RNA, 1534 nt
Organism: Neohortaea acidophila
Lineage: Eukaryota; Fungi; Ascomycota; Dothideomycetes; Mycosphaerellales; Teratosphaeriaceae
Product: nucleotide-diphospho-sugar transferase
Exons: 1
Coding region: 415-1479 (354 amino acids)
Molecular function (GO): glycosyltransferase activity
Source: RefSeq, a predicted model, not a curated record